Molecule: messenger RNA, 879 nt
Organism: Talaromyces proteolyticus
Lineage: Eukaryota; Fungi; Ascomycota; Eurotiomycetes; Eurotiales; Trichocomaceae
Product: beta-lactamase-like protein
Exons: 3
Coding region: 1-879 (292 amino acids)
Source: RefSeq, a predicted model, not a curated record
AUGAGUUCCUCUGCAGACCUUGCCAGCCUUCUAGUCCCGGCAGCUAUUCCCGGAUUCAAAUGUCCCACUGGGACUAAAAUGCAUAUCUUGGAUUUGGGCACCUUGGAAGCGGACGAGUCGUGGAUUUUUCGUGGUGGUAAUACGAGCUCUCUAUCAAACAAAAACCCUGAGAAUAAACGCCGGGAGCUGAUUAUUUUGUCGACCUUGAUUGAGUAUCCGGGAGUAGGGCUAAUUCUGUACGAGACUGGCUGUGCAGAAGACCUCGAUGUGAAAUGGGGUGCUCCGCUAACCGACAUCUUUCCUCGCACUGAGUAUUCCGACGAGAAGAAACUACCGGCCGCAAUCAGGGCCACUGGCAAUGAUAUCAAGGACGUCAAAGCAGUCAUCAUCGGCCACCUGCACCUCGAUCACGCAGGCGGUCUUGAGCAUUUCGUCGACACCGAUGUGCCCAUCUACGUCCACGAAGAAGAGUUCAAGCAUGCCUGUUGGGCCGUCGCCACCGGCGCCGAUCUCGGCGUGUAUCUGGGCCAUUACAUGCUUCUCGACAGGCUAAAAUGGAAUACCUUCACGGAAUCGCAUCUGGAUCUUUUCCAGGGUAUCACGCUGCAUCACUCACCGGGCCAUACGCCGGGACUGUGUAUUAUGCAGGUCAAUUUGGAGCAUGAUGGAACGUUUAUUUGGACGACGGAUCAGUUUCACGUUGCUGAAAAUUAUGAGCUGGGCCAUCCGCACGGAGGUUUGGCGCGAGAUCAUAAUGCCUGGUUUCGCAGUUUGAAUAUGAUUCGUAGGCUACAGAGGCUGUUCAAUGCUAGGCUUGUGUUUGGGCAUGAUAAAGAUGUUGCUACUAAGUUUAUGAGAGAGAAGAAGUACUUUGAGUGA